GCUCCAUCAAUUCUCCAUAUUCACAAUUUGGACUCCUGUCAAUGACACCUCACUGUCAUCCAGGGUUCCUCUGCGCAUCACCCCCAAGCACCCUGCAAGGCUCACCGAUCCAUGACUCCAUAGCCACACCGGACCCGCAUCGCCCUCGUGUCUCUACCCACCUACCAGCAAGGGUCUCGCCUCAUACAGGACACCCCUGGAAAUAGCCUGUCCCAUAAGGCUCGACUCGUCCAGCAUGACGACCCCGGAGCUUGCCCCCUGCCGAAGGAAAAAGUGACUGCCUGCGUGCAUGUGAGAUAUGCAAGCAGGGGGGUUCGACUAAUGGACUCGAAGCUGGAGGGCAUUCGUUUGUUGUCAGAUUCGUCACUGACCAUUGAUAUUGGUGACAGGGGAUUUUUUAGCCCGUUAGGUAUCUUCGUGUGCGACGCUAGUCACUGAAGUCCUCGAGUUAGGUGCCAGUGUCUUUCAUAGCGAUGCGAGAACUCAAGCCCCGGCCCGAGCUUGCGGUGACACUGUAGUUCCAAUACCAAUGCACCAAUGCAUUGAUCGGCCCGCUGGCCCUGCAGAGGGGUGGAUACGAUCAUGCAUCAGCCGGGGAUCCGAGGACUUCUGAUUUUACUGGGCUGCGUGGAGAGGCGGUCUAUAUAAUAUCUCGUCGAUGGCCCAAAAUCAGAUAAAGCCUUCUGGUCAGCAGUGGAAAUCCUCCCCAGAGUAAACUUAGCAGGGCCAUUGAAGCCUAGCUCCUGACCCUUCCUAUUGUUCACUACUGCAUAUUCGCACAAUGCCAUCCAGCAAAUUCCUCGCUGUCUCGGCAGUGUCCCUGGCCGGCCUCGCACAGCUCGUCUCUGCCCAAACCAACAUCACUGCCAGCACCUGUGUUGCCGAAUCUGUCUACUCAGACUGCAACCGCAACGUUGCCGACAAAUGGCGCUCCUGCAUCAACAACUGCAACGGCAAUGGCGACUGCAUUGUAGACUGCGGAUGUACCGCGCACCAAGAGUAUAUCAAUUGCAUGGCACACUCCUGCUGGAACCAGGUCUACUCCUGCGAAUACCAACUCUUCGUCCAGCAAUACUUUGCCGUAUGCCCCAGCGCCGCAGAACCAAUCCCCUUCUGGCCAGCCCCAGACAACGCCCCAAAUCGCUGCUCCUGCAGUCUAGGCAAGGUCCUUACAAACACCCUCUCCGCACGCAAAGCCCAAAUCUCCUGCGUCAACAAUAUAACCAGCCAAGCCCUCAACAAUAUCCCCGACCUCUCGAAUCUAGGGAACAUCCCGGAUAUCGCACGAACAGCAACAGAGUGUGCCUGCUGCGGCGCUAGUGCUAGCAUGUCCUCGGCAUGGGAAGUCUGCCCAGACACAAUCCCAACGCUCGCCGGCGUAAAUCUCUGGCCCAUCUUCUUCCCCUCCAACCUCCCAAACCUCUACACCUCCGUCCCGGAUUUCACCUGGUCAACCUGCGACUCCUCGCUGUCCUCCGCGGACUGUGCAAACCUCGGCUUCUCCGACACAGACAACAAGUUCUACAAACCGGGUGAUUUCCCUAAGAAUGGGACUUCGACGCUGCAUAAUGUUGCCGGGACGGUUACGGCGCCGCCGAGUGGGACCGUGAUUACUUGGUCGCAAGCUUCGGCGACGUAUACGGUUACGGCAACGGGGUAUGAUCGGAAGGUUGUUGUUAGUGGGACGUCGAGUGGAGAUGGGAUUGGUAGUGGUAGCGUGAGUGUGAGCGGGAGUGGGAGUGAGGCUGGUGUUACCGCGACUGCUAAUGCGGCGGCUGCGAAUGGUGUUGGCUUGGAUGUCGGGUCCGUGGGCGGAUUACUUGGGUUGAUCGUGGGUGGGUUAUUGGCGAUGUAAGUUCGUUCGGGAGUGGUAGUAUAAGAAGAGGAUAUGAGUGGGAUGGGGCUUAAAAAUGGGGUUGGACAUUGGACAGUGAUGAUACGUGAGAUAUGGAUGUUUAUG
Molecule: messenger RNA, 1960 nt
Organism: Penicillium brasilianum
Lineage: Eukaryota; Fungi; Ascomycota; Eurotiomycetes; Eurotiales; Aspergillaceae
Source: the annotation of a GenBank genome assembly